Messenger RNA from Podarcis lilfordi (Lilford's wall lizard), 32457 nucleotides. The record is from the annotation of a GenBank genome assembly. NCBI's taxonomy places the organism in Eukaryota, Metazoa, Chordata, Lepidosauria, Squamata, Lacertidae.
GAAGUUUGGGCCGCUUGGUGACCGGUAAAUGCUUGGCCGUGAUCACGUGCCGCCGGCCGCUUUGCCUUGCUAGUUUCGCUUCCGCAGCCCAGCGCUUGCGCCAUGGCCGAGAAGUUGCAGCCGCGCACUUUGCGGCUCUCGCCUCCCGGCUUGGGCUUAGCCGAGGGGCGCGGGGAGCGAGGGGCCGUCAGGAUGUUGGGGGACAUGGAUGAAGAAGACGAGGCCUUCCAGCUUCCGACGGGAGGGUGAGAAUGCGGCGCCUCUCUGCGUGGGGGGAGAUGCGGGGUGUGCGGGUGUCUUUGGGUCCGCGUGAGGGGGCGGGGCUGUGUGAGGGGACUAGAGCUGUAUGUGGGGCUGGGGCUGCAUGUGGGGCUGGGGCAGCAUGUGGGACUAGACUGUAUGUGGGGCUGGGGCAGCAUGUGGGGCUGGGGUGGGUGUGGGGUUGGGUCUGUAUGUGGUUCUGGGGGUGUAUGUGGGGCUGGGGCUGCAUGUGGGACUAGAGCUGUAUGUGGGGCUGGGGCAGCAUGUGGGGCUGGGGUGGGUGUGGGGCUGGGGCAGCAUGUGGGGCUGGGGUGGGUGUGGGGCUGGGUCUGUAUGUGGUUCUGGGGGUGUAUGUGGGGCUGGGGCUGCAUGUGGGACUAGAGCUAUAUGUGGGGCUGGGGCAGCAUGUGGGGCUGGGGCUGUAUGUGGGGCUGGGGUGGGUGGGUGCAGGCUUGCGAAGGGUGAUUCCAAACACAUGCAGAGGGCUUUGUCUGCAAAUACGUGCUGUUAGGCGCUGAGAGAGAGGCGAAGUUCAGCUGAGCUAGGCGUCUUUGAGCCAGCUGGUGAGGAUGAAAUGGGCGGGGUUUCGUCCAGCUAAGGAUGAAAUGGGAGGCACCGGCUUGCAUCCGACUAAGCUAUGCGUUGGUUAUGCCCGCCCAUUUCAGUGGACCUACUCUGAGCAGAGGCAGCAUUGAGCUGAAACCGAAGUGCCUUGUGUUUUCACUGUUUCUUACAUGCUUAUCUUUGGAGCAUGCAGUGGCUAAAAAGUUCGCCUCUCAUGAUGAUUGGGUGCGGGAGGCAGGGACCCUGCUGCAGAAAUAGUAACCUCCGCAACCCGAGAUCACUACACCACUGGAGAUGAGAGUGCACUUGCGCUACAAUCCAGAGGGCCAAACAUACCCCACACCUUUUGUAGAGUGAGGGAAUACAUUAUGUUUUAGUAGUGGUUUGGGACUAGGAAGUUCGGCCCAAGGGUUAAUGGGGAAAGGAGGAUUAUUCUUAAAAAGCAAGACUUAUUGGGGAGUAGACUCCACUGAAUUCAACUGAACUUCCCCAUGAAUGUACAUAGGGUUGAGGUUGCCUGUGCUGUGGUGAAAUAUUUACCCAUUUCCUGAUUCUAAAUUUCUGUUUCCACUUCUUCUGUGCUGAUGUUACACUGAGAGAGAGUCACAAAGUGAGUUUAAUCUCCAAGGGAGGGUCUGCACCCUGAUCUCCCAGGUCACAAUUUGGCAUUCUAACUCCUGCCCUAAAGUGGGUGCCAGUAACAGGACUGAAUGGAGGUGUUUUGUGGUCUUAGAUUCCUUCUACAAAAGGAACCCUAAGAAAGAUUUCUAGUGCCCUUACACUGUGACAUUUUAGGUGUUCAAAAUAAGGGCACUGCACUGUUGUUUUUGGCAACACUGGCAGUGAGCAAAGGUCAGAGUGACAUAUAGCCACCUGAAUAAAGUGGCCACUGAACCCUAACUGCCCGAUAAGAGGACGACUCAUCUGGAGGGUAACGUAGGUCUGCAGCUUGGUCAGCUAGGAUUCACUCUUCCUAACACUUGUAGCUGAUUAAUUUGCUUCAGGAACUGGUGUGAUAAUUAGUAAGCAAGAGAAAAAGGCAUCACUUGGAAAGUCCCCAAUUCAGUACGUACAUUAUUUAAGUGAAUCUGCUAUCUUUCAGGCUUUGGUCACUACUUCCUAUAGGAUUGGGAAUACUAUGCUGGUCUACAUCACAGACUUGUAAGGGCUAAGGUCAUAAGGAGAACCCUGCUGAAUCAGGCCCAGAGCCCAUGUAGCUAAGUGCUCUGUUCCUGCAGGGCCCAACCUCUGCAACCCACACUUUCCAACACUGGCAUUACAGGGUGGUGAAGUAUCUUCUUUGCAUGUAGAAGGUCCUGGGUUCAAUGCCCAGCAUCUGCAGGUAAGGCUGGGAAAAACUUCCUGAUCUCAUCUUCACUUUACAUUUAAAGUAGUAUCAUACAGCUUUCAAUAGUUUUUGCAUCCACACACAAUUUUCAGAGUGACUGCAUUCCCUCUUCCCAGGGAACUCUGGGAAUGGUAAGUCUGUGAGGGGAACAGGGGGUCUCCUAACAACUCACAGCAGCCUUAACAUACUACUGUUCCCAGGAUUCUUUGUAGGAGAAGCCAUGAGGGCAUAAAGAGUAUAAUAGUGCUUCCAAUGUAUAGUGCAGAUGAGGUCCCUGUCUGGGACCCUGGAGAGCUGUUGCUAUAGGUGAAAUUGAACUAGAUGGAACAAGGACGUGACUCAAUGUAAGGCCACUUCUUAUGAUCCUAGGAAGAAGACAUCCAACCACACACACAGGAAUGGCCUUCAAGCUGGGCUGGGGUGCUUGGGCAAGUUGAGGAGGUUUUAAAAAAAAUCUUUCCCCCCCCCUCAAAUUAUUAUGGAACCACAGAGACAAGUAAACUAACAAAAAUUCAAUGCUUUAUCCAACUAAAGACAGGGUAUACAAAACCUAAACAUACUAAAUUGUCUUCCACCUCACAUUUCUCUGGCAAAGCAAUGAGAAUCCUUUGCAAGGGCAUUCAGCUUGACUUGAGGGAUGUCUGUCAGUCUCCUUGGGAACCUAAAUCAGGGCAGAGCCUCUUGCAGCUCAACUUAGCUUGUUUUUCCUACAGCAAAAGACAUUUCCCCAAGCUGCAGCUUCCCCCCGCCCCAAGGCUGAAGGUAAAGUCCUUUGAUUAGCUGAGUUGAUUCUUUUGGAAUGCUUUGGGAACAAAAUUUAGUGUCUGCUUUGCAUGCAGAAGGUCCUAAGUUCAAUCCCUGGUAUCUCCAAGUAGGGCUGGGAAUGCCCCCUGUUUGAAACCCAGGAAAGCUACGGCCAGUCAGUAGACAGUACUGAGCUAGAUACACAAAGGGUCUCGUUUGAUAGAAGGCAGCUUCUUAUGUUCCUGAUCUUUUUCCUUUCAGGCAUGACAUUUCCCUUGGGUGUUCACCUCUCAUGUCUUAUGGUGGUUGGUGGGGAGAAGGCUCUGCCUUGUUUCCAUAACUACCUCCUCCUAAAUCUGUGCCUCCAAAGGAGAGAUUGCCCCACAGUAGAAGAUUCUUCCAGAGCAAGGGGGCUAGAGCUCUUAUCAAGGAAUUAUUAUGGGCAUUGCCAUGUCAGAGGGCCACAAGGAGGGCAUAAGGCAGGGAUGAGGAACCUAUGGCUGGACUCCAGCUUCUGUCAGUCCUUGCCAGCAUGGCUGAAGGCCAGGGACAGUGGGAGUUGUAGUCCAGUAAUUUCCAGAGAGCUGCUGAUGCCCCCCCCCCAUAUCAUGAGCGGACAUGAUGGUGUUGGAGAGUGUCGUCAUUGCCGUGGAACUCUUAAGGGUGGCAAUGGGGGAGGUUAACUGUCUGGACCCCGAGUGAAUGUUGCAAGAAUUCAGUGAGAUAAGCAAGCUGUGAAUACUGAUUGCACAAAAGGAACAAGUGCAGUUGGGUUUAGCAAGGUUGGGGUGCCAUUCAUUGACUUGUUGGCUGUUCCUGUGGUAGUGGAUUCCUGGAUGAGGAGGCAUGUAAAAAUGAACCCUGAUCCAGCAAGGAACAUUGCAUCAUCAUCAUUGGCAAUACAUUGAGGAAUAGGAAAGAUCAUUGGUGUUAGUUUCCAGUUUAGGAAGGAUUUUCAGAAAAAACAGGAAUCUUAAAGAAUUCAGAAGGGCAAACACUGAGGAAAUGCUGGUGUAGGAACUUGGUGAAUUCCUCAAUUGCACCACUACUGCGCUCAGAGCCUAGUUCUUGGCAUAGAACUGAGAAAUACUGUACUGGGAAUAGAUUCAGGUAGGUAGCCAUGUUUGUCUGACGCAGUCGAAAUAUAUAUAAUUUUUUUAAUGUCCAGUAGCACCUUAGAGAACAACUAGGUGUGUAUCUGAAGAAGUGUGCAUGCACAUGAAAGCUUAUACCAAGAACAAACUUAGUUGGUCUCUAAGGUGCUACUGGACAAUUUUUUUAUUAAUAUAUUUGUAUUGGGAAUCUUGGCUUUCACUUAUGAGAGUUUUCACCUAAGGUUGUGCCUUUAUAAAAUUAUUAUCCUUCUAGCCUUGAAGGAUAUGAAGAGAAGCUUGAAAACGUGAUUAAUGCCUGGUAGAAAGUUGAUGCCAAUUUUUAAGGGGGAAAGAACUGCUCUUUUGAGUGCUUUUGGUGUGCAAGUAGGAAAAAUGUCACAAUUCUGAGUAACAGCGUCAAACUUUUAAGCCCUUGGGAAGCCAUCAGAGGCUGCUGUUUUAGGGCAUAUGGGACACUGCCCCAUCAACUUCAGUCUGCCCUUAGCCAACUCCCACCUGCGUCCCUUGUCUAUGCCCACCAGUCCAAGGGGUGGCCCUAGUUUUCCCAUUGUAGAAUUCAGCAGGAAGGAAGAGGAUGGGGACAACACCACCAGACUUUCCUGGCUCUGCCUCCUCCUACUGUUGGGCUUCCAGCCUUCCACCCCACCAGUCCCAAUGGAAACCAGUCAUCACCAGUUCAGUUAAUGUACAAAUGUGGUAGCAGAGAGAUCCUUUGGAAUUCAGUUCUUCAGGCCUUUACCAAGGUGAUGCCCACUCCCUGGUUCACUCUUCUGACUGGCCCUGCCCUGCGCACACCUCAGGUGCUUUUGCUUGUGUGGAAUGUUUUCUUGAACUGUGAUAGUGCCUCUUGCUUCCCUAGAUGGAGAAAAUAGAGAGAGGGGUGUGUGGAAAUCUCUGACUUUUGCAUGGAUGGGAUGUAGCCUCAUGUGCAGAGUCAAAUUUCAGAUGUAUUAAUAAGGCAACCAAAUAUAGGUUGCAGCAUAAAUUAUGCAUAAAGAUUGAACAUAAAAAUAAAAAGUUGACCUGUGCAGAAGGUAAGAGUCGCACUUUGGCCCCUGAUCCCACCCACAACUACUAUGUGGCCCCUGAAAGGUUGCCGACAGGGGAAUGAGGUCCUUUGUCUGAAAAAGUUUCUCAUUCCCUACUUUAGUUUAGAGGGGCCAUGGGAAGAGAGCCUGUGAGAUACAGGAAAAUCCUAUCUUGGCACUGCUGAAGUCCCAGAUUACUUAAGGCAUUUCCGUACUCCAUGCAGUACUUGUCAGUUUAAUCCCUUUCGACCUGUGGAACUUGCACUUUGGCAAGGGCCAUUCGUGUACCAUCUGUCACUAGGGAGUCAUUUCUUUUAGUGUGGCAGCACCCAAACUGUGGAACUCCCUGCCUGUUGACAUUAGGCAGGCACUAUCACUGCUCUUCUAGAUGCCUGCUGAAAACUCUUCUGUUUUAACAAGCCUCCCCAGGCACAUGAUUGAAUUCCUGUUCUUAAAUUGGUUUUAGAUGCUUUGUUAUGCUUUUAGAUGUUUUUAACAGUUUCUCUAUUUUUAUUUAAGUUUUAAUUGUAUUUUUUAUAUAUAUCACACACUUGUUUGCUUCUAUGGCAAGGGGUGUGUGGUGUAUAAAGAAAUAAAUGCUUUGAGGGUCCUGUCAACUCCAAUUCCUGUUUUACUUCCUCUUCUUUAGUUUGCUCUCCCUGCCUCCAAGUUGAACUGAGUAGGCACGUGAGUGGGGUGAGCUGGAUCUAUGUCAUCCCAGAAUGUCACUCUCCCCAGAAGGAGAAGCCAAGCUCACAAUCUGUGUUCCACUCAUUUCUUUUGGGAGCCCCUCUAACAUGCAUGUUGCCACUCAUGGUUUUUCUCCAGCUGGAAUCCUAGAAGAACUGCUUAGAGAUGAUACGGGAUAGAUUUUCGUAUCUUUCACAAGGUCAUGCAGCCAUUCCAGAGGAUUGCUGUUGUGCAAACGCAGAAUUGCCUUUGGAAACCUUAGCUGUUUAAUUCACCCCCCACUGCCCACGCCUUACUUUGCUGAUGCUUCAGGAUGGAAAAGAGAGGGGAGGGGUAAUGACAUGAGAAAACAGAAGCCAACAUUGAAUGGGUGGGAGCUGGAGACCCGACUGGGGCACUUGAACAGCGAUGUCAGACCUACGGCGAACAGAGUACCUUUGGCAGGCAGUCCACGGGUUUGUUUCAUCUGGACCAGCUGUUUGGGGUGCUGUCAGGCAUUUAAAAUGGGCACUUCACCCCUUGGAUAUUUUUGCUUGCUGUUCAGUAUAGCAUGGAGUUUGGGGCUAAGUCUGGAAAUUUAAUGUUUGAAGAUACUUGGCCUUAGUGUUUCUUCGUUUGUUUUAAUCUGCAAGUUUCUAGCUCUCAGGAGUGCAGGGAAGUGGGCUAGGAUGUGUGGUAACUGGUAAGUUUCAGCUACCAGAACAACCCUGAGAUGAGAUACUUCUGAAUGUCUGUAGGGAAAACUACUUCUGUUCAGCAAGGUUUAUUCCCUCUCCCCAAAUUCCUGGCUGUGAAUCUCCCUGUGUCGGGAAAGGGUAAACUGCAAGGGCAGGGCUUGUAUCUUUGCAAUAAUGGAUACCUUUAAUUUUUUCUUUUGUUUACUAGGUUCUAUAAAAGCUUGGGUGCACUAAUUUGGCAGCAGUCUUUUCAGUUUUAGGGACUUUUUAGUUUAGACAAAAAGCAAGUAAGAGAUAAUAUGAUAGAAGUUUAUCAAAUUAGGCAUGGCAUGGAGAAAGUGGAUAGGGAACAGUUUCUCUCCCUCUUGUGAACAUCCGAUGAAGCUGAAUGUUGGAAGACCUUCAGGAAAAGCAAAAGAAAGUACUUUCUCACAUCAUGCACAGUUAAACUACAGAACUCUCCCGCAGGAGGCAGGAAUGGCCACCAACUUGGGUGACUUUAAAAGAGGAUUAGAAAAAUUCAGGGAGGAGAAGGCUAGCGAUGUUUAGUCACCGUGGCUGUGCUCACCAAGUUGGUGGCAGCAGGGCUUCUGAACAACUGUUGCUGGAAGCCACAGGAGGGGAGAGGCCUCUUGUGCUUGGGUUCUGUUGGCUACUGUAAGAACAGAAUGCUGGACUCGCUGGGCCUUUGGCCAGAUCCUGCAGGCUUUUCUUUUCUUCUUAAGAGAGGUUAUAGAAACUAAUAGGAAAAGGAAGGGAUUGUCUCCAACUAAGUUCUGCUUAGAGAAGACCCACAAUGUGUCUACUCCUUUAGUUGUGUGCAUUAAUUUCUUACAACAGCUCUUCCAGGCUGGUUACCCCAAGAGAGACUGGGCAAAGCUCCCCUCGGCAAGCAUUAUGACCUAGUGGGGUGGCCAACAUCCUAAUUACUGACUGGAUUCUAGUUUUUGAAUCCAUUACCCUCUGGUCUUUGGGGAAGGCUGCAACAAAAUCGCCAACCUGCAGUGAAACAUGAUCAUCUUUGUGCUUGCAGAUACAUGUCUUGUUCCCACCCGCUUGCCUCUCUCUGUGAAUGAAGUGAAUGGUUACUUUUCUCUCUGCCCAGGACCAGGCUGGCCUCUCUCUUUGGACAGGAUCAGACAGCUACAGAAUCUGGAAAUGUGCUCUUCCAAUACAUGCCACCCAAGCAGCCUAAAAAAGGUCAACCAGCUACCGGUAAGUAAACUGUUCACAAUGCCUAGGAACAUAAGACGAGCCCUUGUGGACCAGGCCAGUGGCUCAUCUAGUCCAACCUUUGGCUCUGAAGACCCACAGAAUCAACUGGGUUGGUCUGUGGCAACUCCCGAGUAGUGCUGGGGAGAGACCCCUGACCUGGGGCUCCAGAAAGGUGACGGUCUUCUGGAUUCACCACACUGAGGAAGAUGGACCCAGUGGUUUGACGCCAUACAAGGCAACUUCCUGUUUUUCAUUAAUCUGAGCAACUGGCUUGGUCCCAAGACAAGGGAGCUAACUUGGCCUGAUGUUUGCAAGCAAUGCUCUGUUUGCGACAGAGCACUUACCCUUCUCAUGUGCUGCUCCAGCUGCAGGUCUGCCCACCCAGAAGCAUCCUCCUGCAGCUGCUGCUGCUGCACCCACUGCUGUGCCUGCUGCUGCUGCUCCUGCGCCCGCUGCAGCAGUGCAUUCAGUCUUCUUUGCUACAGCUGUUCAUGCAUAUUUGUUGUGAGUACUACAGUAGAGGGGAUGACUGCAGUGUGUUCUUGCUACCCAAGUCCUGUGCUCACAUCUUUUGCAAUCAUCUCUCCAUCUUGCCUGGCUUCUUUGGAAAGAGGUGGAACUGAACAACAGUGGGGGGUGGUCAAUUGGGGCGAAUGGGGCACCGCCAACUCAACCUCAGCCUGCCCUCACCUUCCUUUUUGGUUUUUUUACUUCCAACGAAUCAGGCUGUGGAUAUCAUUGACUCUGGCUCUAUGUGCUGUUGAUUUCCUUGCCUUAUGCCACACCAGUGAAAGCAGGUCCAGUAGGACACCACCCCCUCUUCCUCUUCCCCCUCAGUCUCCAUGCUGCCAUGGUAGAACACAGCAGGAAGGAGGAUGGGGACAGCCCUAGACUUAGCUGGUCCUUCUUGUCGUUGGCUCUGGUGCCACCUAGAGUUGGGCUCCCUGCAUUCACCCCAAUGAGGCACCAGCCAACACUGAACUGAAAUGAGGAUAGAGACCUCCUGGGAUGGGGAGCUUGUGGGCUGAUAAACUGUUGCUGGGGUGCUACCGCCCGCCCCCCACAUCACCCCUCACUUUUGGCCAGAUGGCCUGGGCUGAUGAGAGUUAAACAACCCCUGGGAAGUCUUUGUAAAGAGCUGCUUAAUAUAACCCAUGGGGUUGGCAUGGUGGCAACAAUUGUGGGAAGCUAAGAGGUGUUCUCUUCUCAUUCCAGUACCAAUGGGAAAUAUGUGAAACAUGGCAAGUAUGGAGCAGCUGUAGUGGGCAGCAAUGCAACCAAGGAGGUAAGAGGAGGAGGUGUGGUGUCUUGAAGUAGCCUGGCAUUCUGCCAACCUGCUGUCCUCCAGAUGUUUGGGACUACAGCUGCUGUUGGUCCUAAACAUCUGGAGGAUACCGGGUUGAUGUAGGUUGGGCUGAGGAAAUGCUUCCCUUUGUCUGAAUGCUGGUUUCCUGAUGGUGUCUUACUCUGGAAAAAGCAAAGGUGCUGUUUUGGCUCCUGUCUCUUUCUGCCCAAUCAGCUCACAAGGGUUAUAGCUCCCAUUUUUCUUAUUCUGACCUAACUUCUCUACAAAAAGUAUUCUCAGCAGGGAAGGGGCUGUUGCUCAGUAACACAGCAUCCACUUUGCAGACAGAAGCUCCCAAAUCCAAUCGCUAGCUCUUCUGGGUAGGGCUGGGGACACUGCUGCCGGUCAGAGUAGGCAGUCCUGAGCUAGAGAGACCAGUGGUUUGAUUCAGUCCAAGGCAGCUCCCUGUGCUCUUAUGUGCUCUAGAACCAUGUGGACUAGCAUCUUGACAAAAGAAGGGCCUAGGGGGUAUUGUGUGCGGAGUGGAUAGAGGGAGGUGAGACAGUAACUUUGUCGUGGCUUGAAAAAUCAAUAAACGUUUCCCACCACUCAAAAAAGGAAGGGGGUUUCAGCAGCUUAUGUUGGAAAAGGGAUUCAGUUUUUCCAGCCUCUGUCCUUUUCAGCCCAGUCAGCCAGCUCUUCAGUGGUUUGUUCUGCCCAACUUUGCUGUGAAAGGAUUCACAGGUGUUUUACAAUAAACAGAUAAAAUAUGUCAGGAAACAUAUGCAUUUAUUCCAGGAAGACUCUGGUAUGAUUGCCUUGUCCUACUGUGCUGUUGCAGGUGAGGGUGGUGGGGACAGGAUAAAACACUGGGAUGUCAUUCUCGUUUAGCUGAUUGGGCAGAAAAGGACAGAUCUCACCCCUUGGUUUCUCCGCAGUCCAGGUGUAGGGAGCCUUUGGUUCUCCAGAUGCCGCUGAACGACAGCUCCCAUCACCCCUCUCCACUGGCCAUGCUGGCAAGAGUCAAUGGGUGUUGUAGCUCAGCACCAAAGGCUCCCCACGCCUGCUCCAUUGUAACGAAGUCAUUCCACAUGUAAUUAAGCCAGGCACCUGCAACCAAAGCAAUUCCUACGAUGAACACCUCUGAUGUAUUUGUAUGUUAAUGUGUCAUUUGGGUGUUGGGGUGCUGUGGAAAUGCUACCUGGUAUAAGAAGAGCUCCAGGUGCUUUUGAAAACAGCCAGCCCCAUAGUUUUGGAUUCCUCACUUUUGCUCCUGUUUUCUUCUGUCCAUCUAUCUCUUGUGGAAUCCAGUACAGAGUGCUUCUUUACAUCAGCAAGCAGCAGCAGAUUGCGACUGCCAGCAUCCAUGCCUGGUUUGUAUUCACGGUAAGCUUUGGUAUUAAGACCUGCAAGGACCAUGGCAUAGGCUGAGGUUACACAAUGCAACACAUCUUGCUGAAGCUAAGGAGGUGUGGAGCUGGUUGGCUCCUGGACAGCAGACCUUCUAGGAACCCUGUGGGGCUGCCUUGAGAUCUCUCAUGUAGUAAUAGAAAUCACUCGGCAUAAGCCAAGUAUUGUGCAUCCAGAAGGUCAGCAAAAAUAAUUGAUGCAAAAAAAUCCUGGAAACCUAAUGGUCUGCCUUUUUGCUUAUUUUUUGCAUUUCUAUGCCUCCUUUUUCUCAAGAUGGUAUGUGUGGUUCUCUUUUUGCCUCAUUUAAUCCCCACAAACACCCUGUGGGGGGAGGUGAGAAGCAGUGACUGGCCCAAGGUCACACCCAGCGAUCUUCAUGUUUCAACGGUCCCUCUUCGUACAGAACUGGGGGGGGGGGGGGUUGUAGCCCUGUGGUGAGGGGAGUAGGGGCGUCUCCCAGCAACAUUUCAGCACUCUUUGCAAACUGCAAUUCCCAGGAUUCUUUGCUGGUAUGAUAUUGUUUGAAAUGCACAUUGCAUAUGAGGUCUCAGCUGUGGUCAAUAAAUUUCAGUGGGUCUGCUUUCAAGUAGGGCUAAUGCUUGUUGCAACCCAUUAGAUUUGAGUAGUGUUAGAUCCAGGGGGCCCCUCUAUGGUUAAAACGCUUACCUAGAGGUAACAAAGUAAAGUAGAUGACAUUCUGCCCUCUGUCCUACUGUAGCUUACAUCCCUUGGGGUAGCCCUCCACCCCGAAAUCCUAUAGCAUUUUUCCAUUUCUAAACAUGACACACUACAGACGUUGAUGUUUGUGUGUGUGUGCUCAGAGUAGACUCACUGAAAUUAAUGCACCAAAGUUCAUCAUGUCCAUCCAUUUUCAUGGGUCUGCUCUGAGUAGGGCUAACAUUGGGACACAACCCAAAGUCUUUAGCAAGACCCAUCAGGAAGAAAGUUGCUUUGAGCAGAGGCUGUCUGCUGCUCAGAAUUCCACUUUCUCUUUCCGCAGGUGCAGCCCAACAACUACUGCACAUUUUAUGAUGAUCAGAGGCAGAAUUGGUCCAUCAUGUUUGAAUCAGAAAUGGCGGCUGUGGACUUCAGCAAGCAGGUGCCAGAGGCGUGCACUGCAUUGUGGGGUGGGGGGUGGCUCUCCUGCAGACACUGAACUAGUGUUCGCGGGAGCUCAGCUCUCUUGCAUCAGUCGCCAGAUGCUUUCUCUGCCAACCACUUUGAAGCAUCCAGGGAGGGCAAGGAAUGGUGGUGUAGCCAGUUGGGGCCUUUUCAGGCCCCUGGGGUCUUCAGCCAGUGCUGCGUUGGGCCAGAUUGCAUAGGUGCGGAUGACAAUGGUAGCUAAUAACACAAAUGGCUUGGUUCUUCUUCUUCACAGCUGUGCAUUGCCAAGUAUAACAGCAGCCGUUCUUCUGACUCAGUGCUGUGCCAGGAUCUUGUUCUCGGAGACGGCCAAGGUGUGGAGACUGGAGAUGCCCUGGAGAUCACUUUUACAGGCUGGCUGUUCCAGAACUGUAGUCUUGGGCAGGUGAGACCUGGCAGAGGGGUUGGCUGAUACUGUUUUUAUACUGCGUAUGGGGCACUUCUGUGGCAUCCUCCAGGCGUUGGGGAUGAUGGGAGUUGAAGUCUCUAGCAGCACUUCUUGGCCACAGCUUUCCCACUCCUGGUUUAUAGUUUGCAUACAGCCCUUUUCUCCCACAACCCUGUCUUUUUGCCUUUCAAUAACAUUGCAAGGAAAUUCCUCCUGAAACAGGAGAGGGACUUGAUGAGACUCACCCAGCUUGCUUCACAGCUCAAUGUGCAUUUGACCCCAACCCCAAUGAGCUCUAGCCAGUGCUUUUCCAUGGGGCUUGCAUUGGUUGCUCUCCAGAGGUGGGGCCUUGCCCAACCUUGCUGCCCUUUCUCAACUGGGGAUGCUGGGGAGGGAACUCAGGACCUUCUUCCUGGGAAGCACAUGCUCUUAGGCCCUGAGCUUCACCUGUCUCCAAGGUGUAGAUCCUAUUUCUCAACCUCAUUUUACCCAAUCUGCAACAUGGGAGGCACCCCUAGGUAGGGGAUUCAACAUAGAAAGCUGCCUUGCACUGCAUCAGGCCACAGGUCUAGGUUGGCAUCGCCCACAUUGAUUGGCAGUAGCUCUCCAGGCUUCCAAGCAAAAGCCUUUCCCUGCCUUACUUGGAGACGCCAGUUUUGAACCUGGAACCGGCUGCCUGCAAAACAGGUGCUGUGCCCAAGUUGCGCCCCGUCCUUCGAUACUCAUUGCUGUUGGCUCAGCAACUGGAGUAGCAGAACGUGAACCUAUUGCCUUCCGCGUUAAAAGUAAUUUCACCCCAUUGACCUUCCACUUUUGGAACAGGUUUUUGACUCGAAUGUAAAUAAAGAGAAGCCGCUCCGUCUGAAGCUAGGCUCUGGCAAAGUCAUCAAGGUAAGAUGGCGCUCUCUUCCCACCGCAGUGCAAGGUUUUUUGAGCUCAAACCCUUUUUGAGCUCAAACCCUGAUCAAAUGGCUUCCUCAAGAACGGCAGGCAGGUAGCUGUCCCAGCUUGUCUACGCUUGCCAGGAUCUGCUGGAGUGGGAGGCCCAAACAGGGUCCCUCGAUCCCUACAAAAUUCCUGAUCCUGCCCUACUGGUCAGUCAGGCUUGCCCUUUCUUUACAGGAGGGGUGGGGAACCUCAGGCCCAGCAGGGACUGAAACUGGCCCUCAGGAUUCACCCCAGGCCAUGCCCCUUGCCAAGCCUGCUCUGUGGCCUGGACCAAAACAGUCCUGGACCUCCAAUGUUGCCUCUUGCUGUCCUGGAUGAGAGACAGAGGAGGGAGUGUGAGUGGGUGUCUAAAGUAGCAUAUUGUACAAAGGUAAAAAUUACAUUUGUUGCCCCUCCCACUUUCCCCUCUAGCCCCGCCCACUCCUGGCAUGCUCCUCCCCACCAAGAAGGUUGCCCCAGAGGGAAUGGUUUUCAUCCCUGCUUUAAACUACAGUACUGUCCUCAAGACUGCAAGAGAACUGUCAGUAUUCCUGUGCCCUGCUCUCAACCAGCCUUUACCAACCUGACAAACACACACACAGAUCCUGUGGACUCCAACUCCCAUCAGCCCCAGCCAGCGCAUGCUGAUUGGAGUUGGAGUCCAAGGUGUCUGGACGAUAUCAAGUUGGCGAAGGCUGUGUGGUUCUGGCACUUAGCGAAGGCGGUCACCCAAACUUGUUUUCUGCUUGGUUCUCCAUUUCCGGAACUUGAAGGGCUGGGAAGAUGGAAUGAUUGGCAUGAAGAGAGGAGGGAGGCGGUUCCUCAUCAUCCCACCAGCAUUGGCUUACGGGUCUUCGGGAGAAGCUGAACGCAUUCCUCCGGACUCAACCCUGGCCUUUGAGGUGGAAGUCAAACGGGUGAGUGUGUCUGCCUCCCAAUGUAUUAGCAACCAAGAGAACCUCAGAAGGUUGUUGGGUGGUCAGUCUACUGCCUGGAUAAGGUUCUACAAAUGGAGGCAGUGGUUGCCUUGACCAGACUCCAUGAUGCCCCUCUUUUGCUCCCUUAGGUGAGGUUUGCAAAGGGCGCUGACUCCGCCGGACAGAACCUGGGCCCCAGGGACUCCCUCACACCUUCACCAGCGCCGCAAUCAGAAAGCCCCACUACAGACCCAGCAUGGCUGACUCCUCCUACUCCCGCUCCAAAGCCAGGGUGAGAAAUAAAUUGAGGGUGCUCUUAGCUUUUAAGCCUUCCAUUCUCCCAGCUGUCGCAUCCUAACUCUGCAGUAAACAGGUUGCCACCUCUGUGUUUGAGGCUUUUGGCCUUCACCUCAGCUGCAUAACUCAGACUCCAUCUGCACUGUACCACCUUGGGAUCUACGGAUGAAGUCCAGUAUACAAAUUCAAUAAAUCACAAUAAAUCAUAUGUUCCAAAUAGCGCCAUGCCAUUUUCAACAGCUGUGGCUUCCUCCAAAGAAUCCUGAGGCCACCUUGUCUCAUAGACAACUUGGCAGGGGCCACAUUCCAGGGUUGGGCUGGGCUGGGGCUCCAGUGGACAGAGCAACAGAUGCUGCUCCUGCCUUCUGUGCAGCCAGAAAAUACACCAUGUGGGGCUUCUUUCUGCACACACCUCUCCCUGUCCAGGGAAGCAAGGUGCACUGUCACAGUUCAAGGACACAUUCCAGCCAGGCUAAAGCUCCCUUGGGGAGGUCAUGAGGUGGGGUUGGUGAGGGGCUUGGCCGAGGCAGAGUCCCAAAGGCCAGUUGAGUAUCCUACCCCUUAAUAGACUCUUCCUACUAUGCUCAGGUUUGUUAACUCCCUUCCUUCCAUACUGCAGGGAGCCAGCUGUGCGUGCCAAAUCAAGCUCUAUUAGCGAACAACUAGCGGUAAGUCCCCAUUGGAGCCAAAUCUGCCUAUUGAUUGUAUAGUUCCUGUUGAAUGUGACCAAAGCAAUGAGAAGUAACUUGGUCCUCUCAUAGAGAGAGGGAUCCUUAUUGGUGAGCAUUUUUUGAGAAACUCAGGUUACAUUUCCCUGUUGAUCCUGUGAUAUAUUUUUUUAAAUAAAAGCUCCCACGUAAUAAAGAUACAGUAUUUUUCCGUCUAUAAGACGCUCCCAUGUAUAAGACGCCCCCUAUUUUUAUGGACUUGGAUUUAAGAAAAUGGGGGAAGAUGUAUCUGUGUAUAAGAUCCCCCCUAAUUUUUGACAUGAUUUUUAAGAGAAAAAACCUAGUCUUAUACACGGAAAAAUACGGCGUGUCACAGGAAAAGCAUAUCACCUGUGACUACAAGUAAUUAACAUUUGAUAUUGUGCUUGCAUAGACUUCUAAGAUGGGUUUCUAAGCGGGUUUUUAAAAAUAAUAAUAAUAAUAAUAAUGCAGUUUUAAGGUUCUUUCAUUAAUAGUUUUAGAGUGAAAAUGUAGCAAGGAAAUGGUGUGUUCAUGAGGACCCCCCACACACAUUGGAAGGUUCUAUAAAUGUAAUCCCCCCCAUGGGUGUGCAUGUUUACAACAUCUUAGUUGAUUAUCUGUGUAUUUUAUUCCUGUUUUCUAUCAGAGGGCAUGCUGGCUGGGGGCUGAUGGGAGUUGUAGUCCAUUACACCUAUAGGGCCCCAGGUUGGUGAAGGUUGCUGUGCCCUUUCCUAUAAUAAUUUUUAUAAAGUUUUCUAUUUUGCAUUUCAAAAUAAACAUUUUACAAACUGUAAAAUAUCCAGUCACUUCCCUUCUUCUCCUUCCAUGGUUCAUUUUAUAUAUUAUACAUUCCUGCAUAUUUUAGUAAACCAUUCAAAUCAGUUUUCCACUUUUACACCAUCAAAAAUUAUUUACUCUGUUGAAUUUAUCUCAGUUCUGCCAUCAUUUUCAGCUGGUUGAUAUGCCCUUAACUAAGGCCUAAGUACUGAGCAUCUGACAUGCAUUGUCAGGCACACAAAGGAAGCCACAGGGCAGGGUGGGGGGUGGGAGAAGGACAAACCAGCUGCUUUCUCUUAGGGGAUCUUGCUUGGGCUCUGGUCCCCUUGGCUUAAUCCUGCCCAGGGGAUGUGACAGCCCUCACCACCAUUUUGAAAUCCAACUGUUAGGCUUUGAAAGGGUUUGAGAGGUUGUUUUACUGGAUGCAUCCCAUGAUAUGGGAAGAGGAAUCUCUCUCUUUUUUAAAGAAACCAUGAAGAUAUCUAAUGCAGGAAGAUUGGAAAUCUAAAUCCCCGCUCUACGCGGGGCUGCCCUUGAAGCUGUCCCAGAAACUCCAGCGGGUACAGAAUGCUGCAGCGAGGCUCCUCACGGGGUCUUUGCCAUGGGAGCAUAUUUACCCAGUGCUUUUCAAGCUGCACUGCUCCCGGUGGAGUACAGGGUCAGAUUUAAGGUGCUGCUUUUGACCUUUAAAGCCCUUCAUGGCCUAGGACCCUCGUACCUACGGGACCGCCUCUCCUGGUAUGCCCCAGGGAGAGCCUCAAGGUCCAUAAAUAACAACACCCUAGUGGUCCCAGGCCCUAAGGAAGUUAGAUUGGCUUAAACCAGAGCCAGGGCCUUUUCAACUCUGGCUCCGGCCUGGUGGAACGCUCUGCCUCAUGAGACCAGGGCCCUGCAGGAUCUGAUUUCUUUCCGCAGGGCCUGUAAGACAGAGUUGUUCCACCUGGCCUUUGGCUUGGAGCCAAUUUGAUUCCCUCCCUCCCUCUCUUUCUUUUUUCUUUUCCUUCUCCUGCUGCAAUGAGGCUACAUUUUAAUAUUUUAAUGUUUCAUUAUUUUAAUGUUGUAUUUUAUUUUUGUUUUUAAGUUGUAAUCAUUCCUCUUGUUUUUAUUAUUGCUUGUAAGCCGCUCUGAGCCCGGCCUUGGCUGGGGAGGGCGUGGUAUAAAUAAAUUAUUAUUAUUAUUAUUAUUAUUAUUAUUAUUAUUAUUAUUAUUAUUAAAUGCAAUAUAAGCUGUUGUAUAAGCUUGUAAACCACUUUUAUUUUCCUUAGCUGGGCAAUGAGGUCACUUUGGCUUGGGGAGUUGUAGCCGACAACAUCUAGAUGGAAGGUCCCCUCAAUCACCCUCCCUGUUUUAUAGCCUGAUGUCAUAUUCUGACAAACAAUAACUACGUUUCUGAAAAGCCUGGAUGGCCAAUUAUAACAUCGAUUUCUCUUCCUUUCUCUUCUCGCCCCCCUUUCUCUUUCCUUGGACAGAAUCCUGAUGUAACAAAAGUGAAACUGAUUUCCCGUAUGGCGAAGAUGGGUCAGCCUAUGCUACCUGUCCCCACCAGCACAUUUGCACCCCAGCAAGGCUCAGCUGACAAGGAGGUAGAGGUGUGUUAGCUUCAAUUCUCAGCUUUUUUUCAGUGGGGUUUGUGUGUGUUGGCGGUUGCUGAAAUUCAGGUAGGUUGGCAGCAUGACGGUUGACGAACAUAGCAAGCUGCCUUAUACCAAGUGAGACUGCUCAUCCACCUAGCUCCCUACUGUCUACACUGACUGGCAGUGAAGGAGGGGAGGGCCCUUUUUUUUAUUUAAUUACAAACCUACCUGGUUCUCCAGGGUUUCAGACAGGGGGCAUUCCCUGCCUACCGGGUAUCAAACCUGGGGCCUUUUGCAUGAAACUGAGAGUCUUGCCCUCCCUAGAUCUAGUAUUCACCCCAAACUGGUUUUGGGUUUGAAUCUUAAUUUGAGGGAAAGCCUUGUAAGGAUCAGCAAUCAUUUUAUUUGUAUGUCGCAUUUCCCAAGUUAAAACAAUGCUCAAAGCGGCUUACAACGUAUUAAAAAAAACCCCAUAGCUACAAAUGUUCUGGCAUGCCUCUCUCUCGUUAAUGUGGGAUUUGAAGCCUCCAGGGUCCCUUUCCACUUCCCAGGAGGGUUAAUUGUGCAUUGUCUUCUUCAGGAGCCGCAUGCCAUUCAAGAAUUUUCAACCUUCUGUCCGAACGACUACCGUCCAAUGGCCCCUCCUCAGUGGGCAACGCAAGGUAAAAAGUGUGUUCCCUUGUUGUGCCUUGGUGAUGGUCACCAACUAGGGUGUUCAUGGAGGAUGGUCACCAACUAGGCAAGUUCAUGGAGGAGAGGACUGUCAAUGGCCACUGGCACUGUGGCUGCGCCCUCCCUCCACGGCUGGAGGAAAGAAUGCUUCUGAAUGCCAGUGGCUGGAAACCGCAGGAGGGGAGAGGGCUGUUUGCAGGCUUCCCAUGGGGGCACCUGGUUGGUCACUGUGAGAAGAGGGUGCCAGAUUAGAUGGGCCACUGGCCUGAUCUGGCAGGGUUCUUCUUGAGUGCAGUGGCUCUACUCAGUAGAAUUUAGUUGGACACAACCCAGAAGCCAGCAUGAUGAUUGUGCAUGGAAAGCGGAGGAAAUCUGGAUGUGUGGGGAUGGGGGAGCAGUGUCCUUCAUUUGCUGUAGAUCAGCUUGAGCAGAGUCUGCAUCUGUCACUGGCAUUGUGUUUAGAUGCUUGAAUUGAUCUGUUUGUGUGCUUACUCCUCUGGGUUCCUUUGGGUGGAAAUAGAGACAAACAUUUUGAUGAUGAUGAUGAUGAUGAUGAUGGACUGCUUGUAUUGAGAUGGGCAACACUGAUGCCUCUGCUUUCUUCCUAGCUCCUCAUCCAGCUGUCUCAGGGCUCCAGGCGCCUGCUGCCCCCCAGCCACACCCACCCCUUCCAAGAACCCCUCAAAACUAUCAGGUAAGGAGUCCUUUGUAGGCAGGGAAAGGUUCUUUAAUAGGUUGCCAGGUGAGCCACAACACCAUCCUCUGUUCCCCGGUUUGCUCAAGACAGGGGCAUGUGACUAGCAGGCUAGACUAAGUUUCCUCAUCCUUUUCUGUCAGUGUCAGGUCUUCAUUUGCAAAAUAGGGAGGGUGAAGCAUAACCAUGAAGGUAAUAGCCCUUCAGUGCAAAUCCCAAAAGCGCUAGAUUAAGAGCUAGCAGCAUUCAUAGCCUUGGGUUGGAGGGAAGCAGUUUGUUACCUCGGCAGUGCUGAGGUAGUUUCCACCAAAUCCAGUGGGGAUCUUCUAUAUAUUGGGUGAUCUUUAGAAGAAUGUAAGAAGAACCUCUGCUGGAUCAGGCCAACGGCCUAUCUUGGCCAGCAUCCUGUUCACAUGGGGGCACCUGUUCUCAGUGGCUACCUGGAUGCCCCAGUGCAAAGUGCACAAACAGUGCCUGCGUGCAAGAGCUCUUUCCCCUCCCCCAGUUUCCAGCAACUGGCAUUCAGAAGCAUUCCUUCUUCCAGCCAUUAGCUGUCGAGGCCAGUAGCCAUCAAUAGGCGCCUCCCCCAUGGAUCUGCCCAAUCCUCUUUUAAAGCUGUCCAAAUGGUUGUCCAUCAUUGCCUUUUGCAGGAGAAGAUCCCUUGCAGUCCUUGGCCUUUGGGUCAUCUAGCCCUUGAGAGCAGGCUUAAGCAAUCCUGCUGUUUUAAUGGGGGACCUUUUUGCCGUCUGUUUGGUCAGUGUGACAAGUCACCUGACUCUCCUUUCCCUCCCCCACCUGUGUUCUCAGCCUUAUGCAGGGAUGCCAUAUGCUUACCCACAAGUGAGUGCCGCAGUUUCCCAGCUCCAGCCUGUUGGGUUGUGCCCAGCUCCUUUCCAAGGUAUGUUCAAACUGUGCACUAUGUAGCUUUGGGAGCUGCUUUCAAACAUUAACUUUUUUAAAAAAGCAAAACCCUUUAUUAACAUUGUUGACAACCCAAAAGUCUGGUAGCAGGCUUGCCAUAUAUGAAGAAAGCAAACAGAAAAUAAUAAGAGAAAGAAAUGGUGACACACCAGUAUUAAUUAAGACACCCAUAUUUCCCAAACUGGUACGGAUAGUGAAUGUUGAGCAUCUACCUCUGUAGCCCAGGAAAUGAAAUCCUACCUGUUGAGCAUUAACUCAGUGAAAGUUAGAAAUUCCCCCGUUCAGAGCGUCACAGCCUACUGGAUCAGGCCAGUGACCCAUGUAGUCCAGCAUUUUCUUCUUACAGUGGCCAACCAAAUGCCUGUGGGAAACCUAAAAGCAGGAUCUGAGCACCUUUCCCUUCCUCUGCUUUUCAGCAGCUGGUAUUCAGAAGCAUUUAUUGCCCUCAAUUGUGAAGUCAGAACAUGGACAUCAUGGCUAGUUGCCAUCAAUAGCCUUCUCCUCCUCCAUGAAUUUGUCCAAUCCUCUUUUAAAGCCAUCCAAGUUGGUGGUCAUCACUGCCUCCCGCAGAAGAGAGUUGCUUGGUUUAAGUCUGCACUGUGUGAAGAAGCAUUUCCUUUUGCCUUAUUCCAGCCAUUUAAAAGCUGGGAAUAGGCAGCUAAGUUGCCUUAAAGUCCCCCACCCUAGAAGAUUCACGGCUGCUUGUUAAGAUGCUCAAGGACGACUGUGUUCUUUUCUCCCUGCCCUUUCUUAUUGGUGUGACCCCUCUCUUCCCGCCCUGUCCACUUCUACAGUGGUACCUCGGGUUAAGUACUUAAUUCGUUCCGGAGGUCCGUUCUUAACCUGAAACUGUUCUUAACCUGAAACACCACUUUAGCUAAUGGGGCCUCCAGCUGCUGCUGCGCGAUUUCUGUUCUCAUCCUGAAGCAAAGUUCUUAACCCGAGGUACUAUUUCUGGGUUAGCAGAGUCUGUAAGCUGAAGCCUAUGUAACCCAAGGCACCACUGUAUUUGCUUCUGCUGGCAGUCUCAUUUUGAAACAAGAAUAACAUACACAACCUUGCAAAGUUUUUUUUCCUGUCACAGCAGCUGGAGACCUUGGUUCAUUCCUGCUGACAGAGACCCGGCAGCAGAACACAGAAAUCCGCCUGGCCGUUGGGAAGGUGGCUGACAAGAUGGACCAACUGUCAGUCAAGGUAAUACAGAACUUUCAAGGUAAAGGUAAAGGGGCCCCUGACCAUUAGGUCCAGUCAUGACUGACUCUGAGGUUGCGGCGCUCAUCUCGCUUUAUUGGCUGAGGGAGCUUCCGGGUCAUGUGGCCAGCAUGACUAAGCCACUUCUGGUGAACCAGAGCAGUGCACGGAAAUGCUGUUUACCUUCCCGACGGAGCGGUACCUAUUUAUCUACUUGCACUUUGACAUGCUUUCGAACUGCUAGGUUGACAGGAGCAGUCACCGAGCGGCGGGAGCUCACCCCGUCGUGGGGAUUCGAACUGCCGACCUUCUGAUCGGCAAGUCCUAGGCUCUGUGGUUUUAACCCACAGCGCCACCCUUUGGUUUUGUAUUGUUGAUUAUUUUAUUUCAUAAAAAAACUCAAAGCACUUUACAAAAAGAAUAAAACAAUAGAAUUAUUAGUAAAAACGAUUUAAAUAUUCAAAAAAUUAAAACCAGCGAUAAACUAGAAACCUAUCAGCAUUCUAGAGAUCUAAAGAAGCAUGUGCCGAAAAGGGUACAGGCAGUUCCCCAUUUACACGGGGUUUGCGUUCUGAGGCACUGUGCAUGUCAGCCUGCCCCGCACCCCUGAGGGCCAAAACUGGUGCGCCCACAGAUGGGGAGUUGCCUGUACAGUGAAGGUGCCUGCCUGAUAUUGAUCAUUGUUCAACUGUUUUAAGGCUUUUAAACAAUUUUGGCGUUUUAUGUUCAUUGUAUAAUACAUAUAUCAGGCAGUAUAUACAUUUUCUGAAAUAAUAAAUCAAUCUACCUUCAGGUUUUGCUUCUGUUUCAUACUGUUUGGAGAACUGUAUCUAGCUGCUUUUAUAGUAGGCUUGUGAAUUGUCUUUUUAAUCUCUGAUGGGGGGGGGGGAGGUUUGGGACUAGGGAAGCUGUUUCAGCUAGGCGACACCCCAGUCUGAAAACCCAGGGAGAUGCUGCCCGCCAGUGUUGACAGCACUGAGCUAGAUGGAGCCAGUGGUCUGAUACUGAGCCAGGUUGCUGUGCUCCCAGCAGUUUCUCUCCUUGGCAAACAAGUGAGCAGCUCAAAGGGCCCAGGCCUGAUCUGGCUUCUUCUCUCCCGUGUGCUGAUGCUUCAAGCUGCACCUCCUUUUUGUUUUUCCUUUCUCUCCCCACACCCCUUGCAGCUGGAGGAACUGCGGAAGCAAAACUCUGGCCCCGGUUUGCUGCCAGGCAUCUCUUCUGUUACCAUGGAAACCUCUAUGAUCAUGAGUAACAUCCAGCGUAUCCUGCAGGUAAAGAGCCUGUCUACUUGAGAGCAAGAAGACUAGAACACCUUGCUUUUACCUUCAGGUGAAGGGUCACAGCCAAGCAGCAGAGCAUGUGAUUCGCAGGCAACAGGUCCUGGGUACAGUCCCCAAUGGUGUCUCCUGGCAGGGCUGAGAGAGACCCCGUGCCUGAAACCCUGGAGGAGACGCUGCCAGUCAGUGGGGAGCCUUGGGCACAAAUGCUGCCCUGUCCUUCCCUGUUCCUGCUCUGCACCUUCCUUGAGUUCUUUUGGCCAGCUGGAAGUGUCUUUGUUCCUAUCCUGGAUGUGGAGCAAUCGGUGUAGAGACUUCUAGUCUCCUGUAUUAUAGCCACAUCUGUUGCUCCACCCACUUUUGUCCCUAGCCCCGCCCACACCUGGACAGUUGAUCCAGAGGCAAGGCAGCCUUUGGACUGGCAGAGGUUCUUUGCCCCUGUUGUAGGCUGCAUUGAGCUAGAUACACGCAACUAUCUGGCUUGAGCUAAGAGAGCUUCCUCUGUUCCAGUUCCUCUAAGGCUCCACUAGCAAUUGGGCUUUUAGUAUUGCAGCUCCAGACAUCCAGAAUGAGUUUGCAGCCCAAAUCAGACCAGGGCCUAGUGUGACGCGGUUCAGAUGCCUCUUGAAAGCAUGCUUGCUUUGGAGGGCUUUCCAUCCUGAGAUGUCACUUAUGAAGAUCAAGUUUUAUACCUGCUGAAAUGGUGUUGUUUUUUAAAGUUGAGUAGAAUAGAUGGACUUAUUGUAUCAGAGUUUGUGAAACUGAUUUUAUUCAUUCUCAGAGCUUGGAUUUCUGUGUUGUAUUUUGCUUUUACCAUGUAUCUUGCUUCCAUGGCUUCAUGCAGUACAGCUGUCUCGCAAUUUGCUUACUAAAUAAAGUUUACUUAGGAGGCUUGCAAAAGGGGAGCAGCUCCAAACUGCCCAUGUUCUGUCCAUGACCAUGGCGGAAGACCACAACGAUUUCUCUCCUCAAAUCUGGGUCCCCGAGAGAGGUUGGGGAAGAGAUUGUGGCUGGAGAUUGUGAGAGUUGUAGAGGCCAGGACUGGCUCUGACGCAUUCCGUUUUGCUCUUUGUGCCACAGGAAAAUGAGAGGUUGAAACAGGAGAUCGUUGAGAAGAGCAGCCGCAUUGAGGAGCAGAACAAGAAGAUUGGUGAACUGAUUGACCGCAACCAACGGUGAGGGAGACUCUUGCUCACUUUUAAUGCUCUAUGAGAAACAGCUGGUAUUUGUGGCUGAAGCCUAAAGCUCAGGUGGCCUGGCUCAGUCCCCAGGCACCCCAAGGCUGCUGCCAGUCAAAGUGGACAGUACUGGGCUGGAUGGACAAAUAGAGGAAUACAGGAAUAUAGCCAGUGUGGAGUAGCAGUUAAGAGGGUCUGUCAGAGUAAGAUCUGGGAGACCAGGGUUCCAAUCUGAUAUAAAGGUAAAAACUCUCCUAGGGUGGCUUUUGAAAAGUGAGCUCUACAUAUGAUAUGCCUUGAUUUAUUUAUUUUUACAUGAGAGGGUGGAAAGUAUCAAAUCAUGCAAACAUUCACGUGUGUAAAAAACAAUUCUUCCCCCAGCUAUGUGGAGCAAAGCAACCUGUUAUCUGAGCAGAGCAACAGCUCAUUGCAGAGGACCAUGGAGCACACCCAGGCAAGGGUCCUACAUGCUGAACAGGAGAAGGUAAGCCCUGGCAGUGUGACAGCCACAACAGGAAGGCCAAGUGACUGAGGCUGUGGUGAGGGCAAGUGCUACCCCAGGAUCCCAUCCUUGAGUUCACAAUCACUAGUGCAGGUCACUAUUCCCCUUUGCUUGCAGGCCAGAAAUAAGUUACGUUUCUGAGCAGCAGCAAUAACAAAAUACAGUGCUACCUUGGGUUACAUACACUUCAAGUUACACGCGCUUCAGGUUACAGACUCCGCUAACCCAGAAAUAUUACCUCGGGUUAAGAACACAGGAUGAGAACACAAAUCGUGCAGUAGCGGCGCGGCGGUGGCAGCAGCAGGAGGCCCCAUUAGCUAAAGUGGUUCUUCAGGUUAAGAACAGUUUUAGGUUAAGAGCAAACCUCAUGAACAAAUUAAGUACUUAACCCGAGGUACCACUGUAGAAGAAACGACUUUCUAGGUAUACAUGCAUGUACACAUAAGCUUCAGGUAAUCCUUUGAAAAGCACCUCAGGUUGAAUAUGAGAGAACAACAGAAUGUCCCUUUAAAAUCUAACAGAGUGGUUAAGGAAAAAAAUGCACCACAUUGGGCUACAGUAAGAUCUCAUUGGCUGCAUUCACAUGCCAUGCUAAACUGUGGGUUGGCAUGACGUGAGCAAGUACAGUGAACAUCCCCCUCACUUCCUCCUAUGCAACCAAGAAGAAGGGUGUGAGAGUUUCCACUUCUAGGUAACUGCUGCUUCCUCUGUUGUCUGGACUGAGAACAGCCAUUAAUAUUAAGUAGAAUUAGUUUCUGAAGUUAGCUUAUUGAAACAAACAUUUGAAGUUGGUGUGUUUGAUAUUAACCAUAGUUGAUGUUAGCUGCAAACCAUGGCUGGGCAUAAGUGUCAGGGUUCCUGGUCGCAUGAGAGGAGGAGAUGUAAGGGGAGAGGAUGCAAGUCCAGGUUUGCUGUGGCCUGUUCUUCCUUGGGCAUCAGCGUGCAAACCCCGCCAUUAAGGGAUCUUCCAUGCAUCUUACUCUGAGCCCGCUGGGAUUUUCAGUGAUAUAAUCAGCCCUUGGACCACAGAAUAAGCAGAGUGCUCUUAACCCAGAAUGCCAUUGCCUCUUUUGAUAAAACUUUCUCCCCUCUUGCUGUUCUUGCUUCUGGUGGUGUUAACUCUCCUCUCCUUGUUGCCGCUUUUCUCUCUAGCACAUGCCGCCACUGGAUCAGGGGUGGGAUCAGGUGAGGCAUUGUUCUUGGGUGUCCUGAUUACCUGAGCACUUCCUUACUCCCUUCAUACUUUCCAGGUCACCAUUUCAUACUUUUAGCAGUCAAAAACCCCACGCCUUCUGCAGGUGUCUCUCGUUGCGAAGCCUCUCUGUGCUUUGCCAUCCCUGCUUCAGUGACAAUGGGUUUUUCUAAAUCAGGGGUGGGGGGACUCCAGGCCCCUGGACCAAAGGCCACCUUCCUGGCUUAUGUUUCUGGCCCUCAAAACUCCUUCCAAGCCACGCACCCUCACCAGUCCUACAUUGCACCCUCCUUGAGUGCUUUUGCCUGGCUGGAUCAGGCCCAAAGCCCGUCUUAUUCUCAUAACCAGAUGUCCCAAAAGGGAAUCCUACAAGCAGGAUCUGCGCUCACCCCACUUGCAGUUCCCAGGAACAGCAUGCUGCCUCCAACGGUGGAGGCAUUUCCUGCUCCAUUGCUAAAGCCAUCCAACUUGGUGGCCUUCAUUCCAUCUUGUGGGAGAAAGCUCUGCUGUGUGAAGAUGUCCUUUCUUUUGUCUGUCCUGAAUUUUCUGGGGAAAUCUUAUCUGCUCUCCAUUUUAUGCACCUUUGUCGUGCAUGCUUUCUCCUGAACUAACUAAAAAGCCCAAGGUUUCUGCCUCCCCCCGCUCCUCAUAGCCUUGCCAGUAGACCAGUUCUGCAGGGUGUUUCCCGAGAGACUCAUUCUUAGCAUUUGGGAGCCUCCAAAAGCACAGCUCUUGCAUCCUCCCAGGAAAGGUCUUGUGGGCACUCCUUCCCCAUAUGUUCUUCUGUCUCUUCUGCUCCUUUGUGUUGCAGGUCAGGGUCACCAAGGAGCUAGCGGAAGCCACAGUGCAGAUCUCCCAGCUCCAGCUGGAGCUGACCCGUCAUCAGAAGCAGGAGAUAGAUCUCCACUCCCAACUGAAUGAAGCCCUGACAGAGUCGGAGAGGCAGAAAGCCCAGGUCAACCGACUCCAUGCACAGCUGGCAGGUAAGGGAAGCUGAGAGGAGGCGCUGAAAUGGCAGAAGAGCACGAUCCAAGCACAUGCAGAGUAGUUUUAUCAUUCUAGGAAAUUCUUUAGCUUGCUGGUAGGGAGCCUGUGGCCCUCAAAGUAUUACUGGCCUUCACCUCCCAUGAGCCCCAGCAAGCAUAGCCAGGGAUGAUGGGCGUUGGAGUCCAGCAACCUCUGGAGGUCCUGCUCCUUAGGGCCUCCUGCAGUGUAGCUGUUAAAAAGCAGACACACAAUCUCCAAAAACACUCUUGACUUUAAUUCCAUCUGUUUAAAAAAGGCAAGCUUCUGAUCUCUACAAACUUGAUUGACUGUAUUUCUAUGCUGCUUUUUGUUGAAAUGAAUCUCCAGCUUACAAACAAUAAGUAACAUUAACAUAAUGUAACAUAAUAGAAAAUGGGUUUGUACAGAUUCUGCACCUUCCUUGCCCUGCAUGCAAGAGCAGAGCAGUGUAAGAGUGAGAAGAAACAUGUGAUAUGUCUAUAAACGCCAUGAUCAUCACAAUUAUAACAAAUAAAGGCUUGACAUAUCUCGCUUUGCAUGUCAUUAGUUAUCUCAUAUAUUAGUUUCACCUUUUAAGUUGAAUUACUGAAAUAAAUGAACUUUUCCAUGAUAUUCUAAUUUUUCAAGUUUCACCUGUAUGUCUUUAAAGUUACAUGGAGGCCCCAUCCACACUAUACAGCGUUAUCAUGCCACUACAGUCAGUCAUGGCUUUCUCCCAAAGAAUCCUGGGAAGUGUGGUUUGUUCCAGCUGCCAAUAGUUGUGUUGAAGUAGAGAGCCCUGCUUAAGUGGCCAUUUCCAGCAUAGUUUAACAGCCUGGGAAUUGUAGCUGGGGGUGGUGGCAGACCGGGGGUCCCACCACCUCUCAGCACCCUUAAGAGAAUGUUCUCGGUUCCCAGAAUGUUUUGUGGGAAGCUGUGAGUGUUUGACGCAUAUAGUGCAGAUGGCGCUGUACUUAGGCUUAGCUACAGCAGUGGAUGGAAACAAGGGCAUGCACUGUAACCGGCUCUGUGCCCCACCUCCACAGAACUUCAGAAAUCGUCUGACGACAUGAAAAGCAGAUACCAGGAGGAGAAGCUGAGUGGGAAGAAGUUGGAUGAGAAGGUGACAGCCCUGGAAGAGGAGCUGGCUGAUAUCCGCAUUAAGAAGGAGAAUCUGGAGAAGGUAGUGCCCAGGGGUGGCAAAAGUCAUCACCCGAGGCCAGAAGUGGCUCCCUGGAAAACUCUCUCUGACCCUUAGGAUUCUCCCAGUGCCACACCCCUCUCCUUCCCCCCCCCAGCUUUGCACCCUUGACUGUUCUUUGCCUCCCUGGAAGAUGAUGAUGAUGAUAAUAAUAAUAAUGAUGAUGAUGAAAUAAUUUAUACCCCGCCCAUCUGGCUGGGCUUCUUUCAUUCUUAAAUGGAGGAUUGAAAGGGACAAGUGGGGAAAUUAACGUAUGUUGCUCCAUCUACUUUUACUCUUGGCAGGCGGCCCCCAAGAGGUCAGUCGGUGGAGUCUAGUCUAUUAGGCAAACAGGGCACUGCCCUCAUCCAGCCACCACUUGCUUGCCUUCUUCCUUACAGCCAAUCAGGAUGUGGCUCUGCCUGUCAUUGGGCUCCUUUUCUUCUGCCCCACCCACCUCAAUGGGCAGGAGCCACCUGUCCUUGGAACACCUCUGCUCACUCUGCUGGGUUUUCAUGUCUGCCAUAGGCCUCUCUGCUUACUGUUUAUUACAAGGGCUCCUGAACUGUGGUCUGCGGACCGCCACUUAGUUAAUGCUGGUUUUCUUCUAGCUUUCCCUGCUUAAAACCACAAGAAGCUCAGAGAACGAGAAGCUGUCACCACAGCAGGAACAGCCAGAGCCUGUGAAAGGCAAGGUCAGUGGGGCUCUCUUAAAACGUCUUGAUGGAGGGUCUGCGGUUCUAACGUGUCCCACAGGCUUGUUACACAUCUGUGCUGUGAGCCAGUGUGAUGCUGUGUAGUAAUGCAGAGACUGAACUACUUGAUGCAAAUAUAUAGAGAGCUUAGCGUUAGCUGAAAAAGCAACUCAUAAAUUACAUGUUGUCAAAGGCUGGAGGACCCUGAAAAAUUCUAUGCAGGCAGCUGGGUGGGAUUUUACCUUGUAUACAAUCUGUAGAGAAAGACACUGGACUCCCUGUCCAUAGUACAGUGUGAAAUGUGGCUUGCCUAAUUAGUCCCAAACUUUUGGAAGGGCACCAGGUUGGCAGAGGCAAUAGCAGUUAACAAUAGUUUAAAACAGUUUACAGUCUCACAAAUAAGGUAUCUCCUAAAAAUACACACAGAUGUGUUCCUCUCUCUGUAACAAACCCUGAAGUGCUCUUGAAAUAAGAAGUGUUAAGGAAAGCGGCGGGGGGCAAGCAGUAAAGAGAAAUCUUAGUCACAUUCAGCAAAAGCAAUGGUAAACCACACUUCUGUAACUUCAAUCAGGAGUUCUUACCUGUUAGUCUGAACAGCACUAUACAAUGUCAUCCAUCUCUUGGCACGUGGAUGCUAUCCAGAUAAUGUAUGUUGGUUGUAAAAUAAAUGAAUAAAUGAAAUCAUCACCACAUUUGGCUGUCCAGAAGCUCUUGAAAGCCCACUGUCCUUGCUGGUGUUGCUUCCCUGCCUUCUGACUCUUUGGCAUCAUUCUGCCCCAGGUGAAGAAGAUCAUGAACGAGGUCUUCCAGGCCCUGCGGGGCCAGUUCAACUUAGAGGAGUCCUAUACCGGCCAGGAGGUCCUGGGUAUCGUCCUGAACGCCAUCAAGGUACAGCCCAGGGCAGAUGGAUCCUGACACCUGAAUAAGAUGCAGAUUGAGUGAACUGGUCUAUCAUUUCUCUUCCUUUUUGUAUGGUUCCAAAUGUCAUGAGUUUGGGUGCCAGAGUUUUGGGUGCAAGAUGCCCAUAACUACUGGGUUUAGUAAGUGUUAGAAUUUAAUCACUGCUUGGAGAGUGAAACUGAAAGUCAGACGCUUAACAGCUGGACUCAGCUUCCUGUGUUGAGGAGAUCGCUUGAGAGGUGGGCCAUUAGAGAACUGAUGAUGAUGAUGAUGAUGAUGAUGAUGAUGAUGAUGAUAAUAAUAAUAAUAAUAAUAAUAAUAAUAGUAAUAAUAUUUAUUAUUAUUUAUUAUUAUUAUUUUGUUUAUACCCAGCCACUCUGGGUGGCUUCCAACACAUAUAUAAAACAUAGUCAAACAUUAAACAUCUUUAAAAAAUGGAACACUUCACCAGUUUGCAGAGGCCAUGCUAACCUCUUUAUCAAUCCAGUUUUAGUAUACAGUAUGUGCUGCGGACAGAGAGAUGGGCCAUCAGCAAGACAGACACUCUACCAGCCAGCAGAUGGGUGAAGCCCCACCCAGAGCUUUGAGAUAGUGAGUUUGAAGAGAGUGCCAAAGUUUUGGUUAGGAGGAAGUUUUAGGAUUUCAGUUGGCUAUGGUGUGAUCAAAAGAAAAAAGGCUUUCAGUCUGUUAAAUGCAGCAAGCUGGAGAGGCAGGAUCAGAGCACAAUGCAGACUGACAGUUUGAAUUAGAGGUUGCAGCAAUGGGAAAAACGGGACUCUCUUGGAGUGUAUGCUGGGGGCCCCCUCCAUUACAGGCUCAGGUGUAAAUAAACUAUAUAUCAUUAUGACACCACAGUCUACACUGUUCCUCAUUUCCAAAGGAAACACAGACUAAGUGCCUAGACCCCUGCAGUCUUGCACCGGUCAGAGAUUGGGGUGGCAUUUAGCCCCAUAUUACUAAUCAUGGGAGCGGCAAAGAGGGUGAAGCCCAGCUCUCUAGAAAUAACAGGUUGUAUCUAAGGUACUGCAAAGUGAAAGUCACUUAGCUGUGCCUGUGUGGCUGAGUAGGGAUUCAAACCCUGGUCUCCUGAGUCCUGGCUAGAGACCAACCAUUACACAGUACUUUCAUCAGGGGCUGCAGUCUUUUUUUGUGGCAAAUAAUCCCCCCUCCCCUCUACUUGUUCCAGACAACAACUCUGCAGCUGCUGGAGCGUCAGGAGGAGCAAAGGGGGAGCAGCAGCACCGAGGAGGAAGGACCUGCGGAAAGGAAGCAGCCAAGUGCCGCACCCCUUUAUGGGGAUCCCCACAGCAACUCUCUCCGAGAACCAGCACCAGUGGCAUCCCCCGCUCCUUUGGCUAAUCUGAAGGAAAGCUCAAGCAGUCCUCCAUUCACGGCUCUCGAAGGAGCCCAAGACAGUCUGUUAUUUGCAGCUCCUGAGGCUCAUUCUUCGGAAGCACCGGUUGAACAAACUCGUGCAGCCUCUGCUCAAACUGCAAGGCCGCCUCUCAGGCUCUCCGCCAGUAUUGAGAAGGAGAGGCCAAGCACUCAGGGAGAAAUGGACACAAUAGACACCGCCAUUCUGGCACCUCCAAAUCCAGCGGCGGGUGAGAUGGCCCCUGCAAUGGAGGGGCCCACGACGGGUCCAGAGGGCAAGGAGGAGAGUGGGGCAAGUCAGCACACCGCUGGCCCCACCUCUCAAGCUGCUGUAGCUGACAAGCAGCAGGACUUGGCUGGAGCCUCACAGCCAAGACCAGCGUCCAGCCCCAUGGAAGCGGAUUCCAGGUCUGUGCCAGGGCGGGAGGGGGACGGGAACUGUACCCAUUAUGAGUCUCUUGCCUUUCCGUGCCUUCCCCCCACCCCCUAAUAGCAUGGGGUUUAAGGCACAAAGGAAGAGCCUGGCUCCCCCUUGUUGGGUGAUAACGCUGAGGCCUGUUGCCUCCCCCCAACUGCAGCCUCGCCUGGGAUUCAUUCCUCGGGUCUCCCGUCACACUGAUGUGGCCCAUAUCCAGGGACAUGAGCACACAAUGAGCAGAGUUCAAAACAGAAGCUCAGCCUUGAGUAGUAACAUCUAAGCCUAAUUUAUUGGAAAUUAAAUCAAACAUAACAGAACAAAUAAAACAUGGCUCCUCUCUCUGUCUUUCUUCCUCGGAGAGAGAGCUGCAAAAAACAAAAGCUAUACAGAGCGGAAACAGCAUAUCUCAACUUCCUCUCACAAAACUCCCACAAUCAGUGCUGGAAUGUAAACAGACAUGUGACAUGUAACAAUCCCACACACAUCUGCAGUACAGGAGGAAUGGAAUUCUCAACACCCCUCUGCUCCAUUCAUUGACAUCAGUGCUAGCACUCCCCCACUCCCUCAUUUAACCCCCACAUCAACCCUAUAAGGUAGGCACUACCCAAUGAGCUUCAGGACUGAGUAGAGAUUUGAACUCUGGUCUCCCUGGGUUCUGGUCCGUUAACCACUGCAUCACUCCCACUCUCCUUUUCCUUCUGUCUUUUUCUCUUGCAGUCUUCUUGAGGACAAGGGUGGUUUCUUCAAAGUUGCCACUCCCAAGCCAUCUGCACUGGGAACUCUGUUGGUAGAAGACGACGACGACGAGGAAGAGGUGGUAAGAGCUUUGAGGGGGUGCAGUGGUGUAUGGUGCCAUUUGGGACGGCUUAAGGUGGAAGGCAUAGGUAAAGGUAAAGGGACCCCUGACCAUUAGGUCCAGUCAUGGCAGACUCUGGGGUUGCGGUGCUCAUCUCACUUUAUUGGCCGAGGGAGCCGGCGUACAGCUUCCGGGUCAUGUGGCCAGCAUGACUAAGCCGCUUCUGGCAAACCAGAGCAGCGCACGGAAACGCCGUUUACCUUCCCACCAGAGCGGUACCUAUUUAUCUACUUGCAUUUUGACAUGCUUUCAAACUGCUAGUUGGCAGGAGCAGGGACCGAGCAACGGGAGCUCACCCCGUGGUGGGGAUUCGAACCGCCAACCUUCUGAUUGGCAAGCCCUAGGCUCUGUGGUUUAACCCACAGCGCCACCCAUAGACGCCUCAAUAGGUGUUUGAUAAACUAAAGUGGUGGUGUUUUGUUACCAGGGCACCACCAAUCUUUCCUGUGGCUGUUAGGGGCGCUGUAUUGUUACGGUUUUGUGGCAUGUUCAUAUUUAUGUUUCAAGCAUGCUUUCAACUGCUAUGGCCUUUGAGUAACAAGUCACUAACAAGUCCAAUCAGUCCAAUCACUUUAUUAGGGUCAAUGUCCACUAUUUAAAACUAACAAUAGCUGGAGCCAUAGCCACUGACAGGCAGCAGAGCCAACUACUUCCAGUUUUGUCCUCCCUGCUGAGUCCCACAAGGGGCAACCCUGCGACUUACUAGGGAGAAAGCUAGAGCCCACAUCCUUGGCUUCCUUCUCCUGCUUGCCUUGCUGAUGGUCCUGCUCAGCUGGCCACCUCCUCUGCCAAGCAGCGGUGACCUAUCCCUGCCUUUCUUUCUCUCGGUUUCAGAGCCUUAAGGGUCGGCCUCCCCCCACCCCACUCUUUGAUGAUGAUGACGACGACAAUGAUGACCUAUACCUGCUGGGAUGAGCGGCCUGGCAAAUGCCAUGGCAAUACUUUCUUCUCUCAAGAGCUUCAGUGAUUGCUGAUCUGGAGCUGAGAUGGAUGGAGCUGGAGUUUUUCCUGUGGGCCUCCCCAGAUUGCUCAUUUGGGCUGAGGUGGCCUUAACUUGUGGUUUUUGAGCCUGCUGGCAGGAAGAGGGGUGACACUCUCUCUCUCUCUCUCUCUCUCGGUAGCAAAUGUCAAUUUGGGACUUUGUCUAGCUUCAAAGUCCUGACUGUUUAAUUCACCACUGCCGAACACACCUGUACCCUACACACUUUUGACCCAGCUGCUGCUGGGAGUAGCGGUGGGUAUCACCUUGAACAGCUCCUCUCUGUGGAAACCAAACUUAACCUAUUGCCAUAGCUCACCUCCAGUUCUGGACCUUGGCAAAACAGGAUCUUGAAGAAAAUAAUAAUAAAGUGCAAUUAAAAUAAAUUAACCCUG